Molecule: messenger RNA, 3646 nt
Organism: Trichosurus vulpecula (common brushtail)
Lineage: Eukaryota; Metazoa; Chordata; Mammalia; Diprotodontia; Phalangeridae
Gene: UVSSA
Product: UV stimulated scaffold protein A
Exons: 15
Coding region: 358-2694 (778 amino acids)
Biological process (GO): transcription-coupled nucleotide-excision repair; response to UV
Cellular component (GO): chromosome
Molecular function (GO): RNA polymerase II complex binding
Source: RefSeq, a predicted model, not a curated record
GGGGGGCGUGGCCAAGCAGGGGGCGCGGCGGCGGCGGCGGCAAUAGCGGAGGCUGUAGUUCUGAGGCGGGUCUCGCGGCUCUUCUCGCGGCCGGGCAGCCCCCAUCUCCAUUUCCUGAUGUCAGGUGGCCUUCAAUUUCUGGAUGAUCACAGCCAGAUUUUCCUCGUGAGAGCUCCCGCCUUUCCUGUGCCCAUCUUGUUCAAGGCUGUAGCAAAAUAGAUCAUUGUUCAGACUCUUUAGGUGCCAUCCCUGACGUGGGUAGCCUUGUCUGCUCUUCCUGAACCUCCUCAUCUCUGAGAAGAUUGCCCAUCCAUCCAGUUUCCAGCAGAACUGGCCAAAGCAUCUUGCUUUCAAGAUAUGGAUCAAAAGCUUUCUCAGUUGGUAGAGGACCUCACCACUUCAGGAGAACCACAACUGGAUCCUGAAAAAAUGAAGGAAGUGAAGAAAAUCUGCAAAUCUUCAGAGGAGCAUAUCAGUCAUGCUUACCAUUUACUCAUGACUCAGUUGAAUCAAGAACAUGCUGAGAUACGUUUCUCAGCUUUUCAGAUUGUGGAUGAGCUCUUUACCAGGUCACAUCACUUUCGGACACUAAUUAUUUCCAACUUCCAAGAAUUCCUGGAACUCACAGUGGAAACAGACUAUGAACAGCCUCUUCCACCCCCAAAAGAAGUAGCCCAGAAACUGAAGAAAGCUGCUCUCAAAUCUGUUACAGAAUGGAAUGAGAAAUAUGGAGAUGCCUACAAAAAGCUUUCUCUUGGAUAUCAUUUCUUAAAACAUAACAAAAAGGUGGAUUUUCAAGAUGUUAGCGCCAGGACUUUGGCUGAAAGAAAAAGGGAUGAGGAGAAGCAAAAACGGUUAGACAACAUCUAUAAAGAAAGGGCGAAAAGAAUGGAAAAAGAAAUGCAAGAAAUGUCUGAAGAAAUUGAAAUGUGCCUAACAGAGAUGGAGAAUUGCUUCAGACUGUUAAUGCCCUUUGAUUUUACCAUGAGAGACGUGGAGGUAGGAGCGGCGGCAGCUGGAGCUCCUCAGGCAGACAGAGAAACCUCGGUAGCAGUUUUAAACGGCGCAAUCAUGUGCCCAGCAUCUGGUUUGAGGCCUGAUGACCAGGAGCAGCCUUGUUGCAGCAAAGACUUACUUCCUCCAUCUCUCUGCCUGAAAGAGGGUGGAAACAGAGAUUGGCCAAUGAGGUCGAGACCUCCAGAGCCAAAGGAGGUGGAUCACAGGGAAUGUGCAGAAGAAGAUGAUUCUGAUGAUGAUGAUGAGGAGGAGGAGGAUGAUGACGAUGACUACAAUGAUGAUGACGAUGACGAUGAUGACUACGACGACGACGAUGAUGAUGAUGAUGGGGUUGGGGAUGGGGAAGACUUUAUAAGAAGCCAUGGUCUUGGCUCACAUAAGUACUCCCUGAACUUGGAAGUCCCUACAGAUUUGCAAGUACACGAGAACGAAGAUAACAGGGCUGUGGUCAACAGUGCCAUGGAUGGCCUUAAGCUCAUUAAAAACAAGUUCCUGCCCUCUGUUCAGUCAUGGAUUCAGCUGUUUACUCGAGCAGGGAUUCAUGAUGAACGUUUGAAACAUGCUGUUGAUCUUAAGAAGAAAUUAGAAAUUGCUGUUGGAAAAUAUAAGGAAAUGAACAUUGAACCUGAAGGAAGAAAAAGGAAAAUGAGGCAAGCCUUAGAUGCCGACUCCGAUGAAGAUGAAGAUGAAGCGGAUUUUGUGGAGGUGCCCGAGAAGGAAGGUUAUGAGCCCCACAUUCCAGACCACCUGCGGAAGGAGUAUGGGCUGGAGCCCCUGUCACAUCCAUCAGCCCCGAGGAAAGGAGGAGGAAUGAAGUCAGGAGGUUUCAGCUCAGCUGCUAAGCCAAGACCCAAUGAAGAAGAAUUGGACCCAACCUGUGCUGCAGCUACCCUGAGGGUGCUCCGAGACCGGCUCCCCAAGUUUUCUCCUCUGUCCAGCAGUGUAUCAGGAAGUGCCCCAGAAGCUUCUAUGGGAGAGGCUGAUGACAGCAAGGCAAGGAAGUUGGCAGAAGAGCGGGCAAGAGCACCUGUGAUGCCAUUUGGGAUGGACCUUUACUACUGGGGGGAGGAGCAGCCGACAGCUGGGAAGAUCCUUAAAUUUGGUUCCCAGCAUCGGUUCUGGAAACCAAAUGAGACAGAAGAGGAAGUGGAAAGUACAGAAAUUGCUGAGAUGCUGAAGAGCCGCUACAUCACCUUUGCUGGCAAGUUUGAGCCUGUGAAGCACAAGUGUGGGGCCCUGAUGCCCAAUGGGAGCCUCUGUGAGAGGCAGGAUCGGCUGAAGUGCCCAUUCCAUGGGAAAAUCAUUCCCCGGGAUGAGUGUGGAAAUCCUAUCAACCCAGAAGACAAAGCCAGAGAGGAAAAGAAGAAAUUUGAGAAGCAAGCACAGCACCCAGAGUGGCAAGAUGUGGAGUUUAUGAAGGAAGUUGAAGCAGCUACAGGAGUGGACCUUGGCUCUGCCAGGUAUAGUAAAAAAGGAACAGAGGGGAAAAGCAAAGGAAAGAAAAAGAAGUACCCAAAUCUGACUGACCUGAAGCAGCAAGUCAAUACGUCCCGGGCGAGGAUUGGAAAAAAGGUGUUUGACAAAGGAGCAGUGAAAAGGGUGAUAAAGGCUAUGAAUCGUAUGGACCAGAAGAAGCAUGAGAAGUUUGCCAACCAGUUUAACUAUGCAUUAAAUUAAGUUGUUUCCAUACUUAUCCCUGGGGAGAGGACACAACACUCAUGGGACUGGAACUAAGUGUCUCACACCACAUGGGCUCUGCCCUGUCUUUCCCAACCAGCGUAUCAGCUUGUUCCAUCUGUUAACUCUUUGACAUCGGAUGAUGAACAUUGCCAGACACAACCGUGUGUAUUUAACAUCAGCUGGCAACUACUUGGACUUGACACUAAACAGAAUGAGCUUAAUGGAAUGUCCUGUACAUAUUCUAAUUAAAAUUCUUGGGGCUUCUCCUCACUCAGGGGCUGAUGCCGUUGACUCUGCCAGUCUUUGGGGCCUGGGCUAGGCAGUUAAGCUCCAUCAAGUGUGUGGAUGUCCAUCGAUGUCAGCCCCCAGCUGAAGUUCUUUAAACCCUGCCCAUCACAGUGGGUACAGUCCCUGGUGCUACCCUGUGCUUGGGCUAUGCCAAGCAUGGCAUGGAGAGGGACUGCCAGCUUUUAAAGGGGUGCACUGGAAAUAAUUUAGACUGGCUACAUCAGUUUUGAGUUAGUAUUGGGGCUGGGCUGAAAUUAAUUUGUAUUAUAUUACACAGGACCACAUUUGUCACUGUGAUGCUCUUUGUAACUUUCCUGAGCCUUACAUGAAUUUUAAAUUAUUGUUUGUAAUAAUAAUUAUUAGUAUCAACUGUUAUAAUUAAAAAAACCUAUGGUUAACAUGACUUUCUCAUUGUACAUAAUGCAUAGAAAGUGCUCUUAGGCAGCAUCAUGUUAUAGCAUGAGUCAUGGAAGGCAGGAGAUUUGGGUUCCAAACCAGCUCUACAACUAACUUACUAUGUGAUCUUGGAUAAAUUGCUUCCCUUCUGUGGGCCUCAGUUUCCCCAUCUGUAAAAUGAAGGGACUUGAUGGUCUCUUAAAGUCACUUCCACUUCUGUCAUCCUGUGUGGGAAAAGUACUCUGUGAACCUUAAAGCACCAGAG